ACUCUACCACCAUGUCUUCUGCAAAUCAACAACAACAACGGUCACCUUACAACAGUUACUAUAAUGUCCAGGCUGCUUAUGGCGACCGAAAAAAGUCGGCUGGAUCGUAUGCAAGUCGUAAAGGAAAGGAUCGUGAGAAAUCAGAAGGCAGCUUUUCGAGUACUGGGCGACUGGAUAGCGGAUUCAGAAGCAAGGUAAAGAGCGGACGGGAGGGGGAGGAGUGUAAUUAUACAUGCUUCAGACGCCCAGGCAAAUAACUCUAUCCUUUUUUUUUCAUCAAAUAUUAGGAUAACAUGGAGUUGUUCGUCGACCAAAACUUUGGCAGUAUGGAAGGCAUUGUAAAUCCCGAUUUUUAUUCUGGACACCAACAAAACAACAACAACAACAACAAUCACAAUAACAGUAACAGCAACAGCAACAGCAACAGCAACAACAACAGCAACAACGGUUAUGCACAUCCGGUACUAAACCCAAUACAGAACCAGGAUUCUGCAGAACCAUGGGCUCCACCGGACAGCUGGGCCGUGCAACCAGCUGAAAGCAUACCAGGAUCUGACAUACAAUCUGCAACAUUGAUCGACGACGAAGCGUCGGAAUACGACGGAUACUCUCUUAUGGAACCCCAAAAAUACGAUUUCCCAAGAAAAAAUUAUUGUAUUCGUAUCUUCCGACCCGAUGGCACGUUUGCCACACUACAACUCCCACUGUCAACCACAGCCAAGGAUAUCGUGCAAAGACUGGCAAGCAAGUUCUUUAUGCCUGACUUGAGCAAACUGAAUUUGAUGAUUAAACGAAACAAAUCAGAGCGUAUCCUCCAACCAAACGAACUGCCUUUGCAGUUACAAAAGACGUUACUCGAGCAGAUGGGAUACAGCGAACAGGACAACAUUGAAGACGUCGGCCGCGAAGACAACUCAUACUUGCUGCGAUACGUAUUUGGCCAGAAUAUGGCGCCGAUAACACACGAAGAUGCCGAUUACAGCGAACACCAGCAUAUUGAUCUACAAGCACGAAACCUCCCGACAAUCCCAAUCUUCUUGUACAAAUACGCCCAGCGCAUCGUGUCGCUCGACCUGUCGAAAAACCUGCAAAUGGAGAUACCCGUUGACUUUAUCCAAAUGUGCCGCCACCUGAAACAACUGUGGCUGGCCAACAAUGACUAUGUGGCAAUACCCCAAUCCAUCCGCUUUGUCCGUGGCCUCGAACACCUCAACAUAUCCGGCAACCGGCUGCGCGACCUGAACCACGCACGAUUCGAAGAACUCGCCGGACUGAAAACGUUGCGCGUAUACAACAACCGACUCGAAAAGCUUCCUCGAUCCUUUGCCUCCAUUAAACACUUGACAAUGCUGUUUGUCUCCAACAAUGCAUUCACGACGUUCCCCGAAGUCAUUUGCGACAUCACCAGCCUCACCUACCUCGACAUUAGCUUCAACAAGAUCCAAUCCUUCCCCGACGAAAUCGGUAACCUCAAACACCUGGUGCGUCUGUUUGCAAUCGCCAACAGAUUUUCCGGCAGUUUACCCGACAGUUUUGCAAAGCUGGAGAAUCUGCAGGAACUCGAUAUUCGACAGAAUUUGAUCACUGAGCUCGACGUGCUCUCGCAGCUGCCAAAACUUGAGAUUCUGUUUGUCGGGUACAAUGCUGUCAGUAUUGUUGGCUGUGAGUUCAAAAGUUUGCGGCAGCUCAAGAUGACCAAGAAUCAUCUCACACAGUUCAAUUUGGGCGGUUCGCAGCAACAGCAACAACAAUCUAGCAAUGUUGUCACUGGGAUACCGGCUCCCAUAGCAACGAGUUAUGACGGCGCCAUGCUGACCGAUCUCGACUUGUCCAGCUGUAUGCUUUCGUCGUUACCUGAAGAUGUGUUUCUGUACACGCCAUUGCUUGAAGAACUGGUCUUGGACAGUAACACGCUCAAUUCAAUUCCAACCAGCAUUGGCGCGCUUCGCAAGCUGCUUCGACUGUCGGUCCAGAAUAACUUUUUGGAUAGUCUGCCGUCUGAAAUCUCCAAGCUUAGCGAACUCAAGGUGCUGGAUGCCCAAAAGAACAAUCUAAAGAUGCUGCCCAAGGAGAUUUGGCUCUGUGCGUCGCUGCAGACGCUCAACUGCUCGUCUAACUUGCUCGAAACGUUCCCCAAACCAUUCUCUGCACCAGGUGUCGCACUGCAUCUCCCGUUGGCACCACAAGCCGAUGCCGUGGUCCCGCCCUCGGUCGUGGCUAAUGCAUCUGACGGUGUUCUUCCAAGUCCACUGGGAGGACAUGCCGGUCAGGGGAUGGUGCCGGGUACAGCAGCAAACGCGUUUAGAGAUGCCAUUGCCGCCGACGAAAGCAACAACAACAACAACAAUAACAACAUGGCCGUCAGUCCAGGAAGCACGCUCCAAUCGCCUCCAAACUUUAAUCCGCCAUCCUUCUUUGCCAGCCCUCGCAACCAUCCACCACCGCUAUCACUUUCGCUUCGUCGCUUGUUCCUCGGUGAUAACCGCUUGACCAACGAAAUCUGGUCGCCGUUGAUGCUGUUCCUCGAACUGCGAACGCUCAACUUGUCAUUCAACGAUCUCGAUGAAAUCCCACCGGAACACUUGUGCCAUCAGCAUCUUUACGAACUCUACCUGUCCGGCAACCAUCUGACUUCUUUACCGGCAGACGAUAUUGAAAAGCUGAGCUAUUUGCGUGUCCUGGCUGUCAACGGCAACAAGCUCCAAACACUGCCUGCAGAAAUCGGCAAACUCCGCAAGUUGUUGGUGUUGGAUGUAGGCAACAAUGUACUAAAGUACAAUAUUGCCAAUUGGCCCUACGAUUGGAACUGGAAUUGGAAUUUGAGCUUAAAGUUCUUGAAUCUGUCCGGCAACAAGCGUCUCGAGAUCAAGAAGAUGCACCCAGAAGCGCACGGGCCGAAAGAAAAGGAUCUGGCCGACUUUAGUGCACUUACGCGACUUCGCAUGUUGGGCUUGAUGGAUAUCACGAUUCUAGGCGUAUCCGUUCCCGAAGAGUCGCCCGAUCGUCGUGUGCGGACGUCGCCUUCCGAAGUCAACAACAUGGCGUAUGGGAUUGCCGACUGGCUCGGUUCAAACGAACACUUGGGUACAUGGGACUUGGUCAUGCCGCGCUUCCGCAACAAUGACGACGAGAGUAUUUUUGGUCUAUUUGACGGGCGCAAGAGCACACGCACAGGCUGCAAGCUCACAAAAUUCCUCAACGACCACCUCACAUACCACGUCAUGAGCGAACUGCGUAAGCUCAAGGAAGACGACACCGUUGUCAGCGCACUGCGUCGAUCAUUCCUGUCGCUCGAAAAGGGACUUGGCGGCCAGAUUGGCGAUGAAAAGGAUUCGGGUGCGUCAGCGGUGGUGUGCUAUAUCUCAGGCACCAAGCUCUAUGUGGCCAACGUCGGUGAUGCCAUGGCCGUCAUUUCACGCAACAACGGCCAAGCCUACGAAAUCACACACAAGCAUAUCUCACUGAAUCCAAGCGAAAUUUCGCGUAUACGGGCCGCAGGCGGUUUCGUGUCCAACACCGGCAAGCUGAAUGGUGAGCUCAAGGUAUCACGUGGGUUUGGUUACUUUGAUCUGAUCCCAGUGGUGAAUGCCAACCCGUAUGUGGCGACGAUCGAACUGACUGAGAAUGACGAGUUUGUGAUCAUGGCGUCGCGCGGGCUGUGGGAACGCAUGAAUUACCAGACGGCGGUGGAUGUGGCACGAACGGAAAAGGAUGAUUUGAUGGCCGCUGCUCAAAAGCUGCGUGAUUUUGCCAUCACGUAUGGUGCCGAAAAGGAUUUGAUGGUCAUGGUCAUUGGUGUUGGCGAUCUGUUUGACAAGCGCGAUAAGCGGUUCCGGUACUUGCGAGGUCCUGGUCGUGGCGCUGCGGGUGCGGAUGCAGCAGGGAUUUUGUUGGACGAUGUUUCACUUGGACCCGCCGGUCUACCGCUCGUCGGCAAUUAUAGGCGAAGAGGCAAGGAAGGGCCUGGCGACUCGACUCUGGCACGGCUGGAUCGUGAGGUCCCGCCGCCCAUCAACCAGGUCGCACUGGUGUUUACGGAUAUCAAGAGCUCCACAUUGCUCUGGGAGACGCAGCCGGAAAACAUGCGGUCCGCGAUCAAGAUCCAUGAUGCAGUCAUGCGACGAACGCUGCGUAGUGUCGGUGGUUACGAAGUAAAAACUGAAGGUGAUGCCUUCAUGGUGUGUUUCCAAAACAUCACGUCAGCGUUACUGUGGUGUUUCACCGUGCAGCUGCAGCUCUUGGAUGCGGAUUGGCCAGCAGGUAUUCUCAGCACCGCGGAAGGACGUGAAAUCACAGACCAGGAAACAGGCCAGAUGAUCUACCGCGGUCUGUCUGUGCGCAUGGGUGUCCACUGGGGCACGCCUGUGUUUGAACGCAACCCAAUCACGAGCCGUAUGGACUAUUUCGGUCCUGUCGUGAACAAGGCAAGCCGUAUCUGUAACGCAGCCGACGGUGGCCAGAUCUGCGCGUCGUCCGAUGUUGUCGCCGCGCUACGCAACUUCCCCGGUGUCCUGGACGACAAUACGCUUGGGAUGGACGACAUGCCUACGUCGGCCAACAACUAUUUGAUCAGUCGCGAUAUCCAGCAGCUCAAACGCUUGGGUUUCCAUGUGAUGGAAUUGGGCGUACGUCGUUUGAAGGGUCUGGAAACGCCAGAAAUGUUGAGCUUGGUCUAUCCAAAGCAGCUUGCCGGCCGUAUGGAACUGGAAGAGCAGAACGCCAUGCUUGAAGAAGGCGCCACUACCAAUGCCACGACGCCUGCUGCUGCAACACCAGCCACAACGGGCACGACCACACCUGCUGCAGCUAGCACGCGAGCUAAAUCACCAUCUGCAUCACCACGUCUUCUUGGUACAGCAGAAACGUCACGGACCACAUCACCCCAACCAACCGAAGAAGAAGAAGAAGAGGAAGACGACGACGAUGUUGUGGAUGAAAUUGAGCCAGUUGAUCCGGCUGUCAGGGUCGUCGAGGACAGUUUUGCGAAACGGUUACCGCCGCGACCAUCGACCAUGUCGUUCAAGCCAAAGAGCAGCUCGAGUCUGAUCAGUAACCGAGCGAUCGACCCCAACCUUGUCUGUGCACUGAACAGUCUGGCGAUCCGGUUGGAACGGCUGACGACAGGCAGCAAGCAAGGACCAACGAACAAAAGCACGACGAUGAGCAAGAUGAUUGAGCGACAUAUCAUGUAUGAUGCAGGCGACGAAGAACUCAUGACGUUGAUGGAAAAUUUUGUUACGCGGGUCGAGAAUGCGGUGUCGACGCUCUACUUGCACAAGGUCGGACAUUUCGCAAACGUGCUGGAGAAGCUCGGCGAGGUAAUUGAGGUGGACUCGAUGCAUAUUUUGCGAGCGUUACAAAUGUAUUCCGACGUAGCUGGAUUGACCGAGUCGCCUGCUGGUCUGGCCACUUCUCCCCCUUCUUCACAACAACAACAACAACUCUAACCCUAAGCAAGCUCAUCUAAAAAGAAAAAACAAAGAACACACGCACACACACACAAACCAUACCCUCUUAUUCCAUUAUUCUUAAACUACUCUAUACUAUUAACCAUGAUUUCCUAUCUCUUUCUCUCACUUGAUCCCUGUCUUCCAACCCGCAACAAGCAACCACAUCACAUCACUCCACUUAGUCACUCACAAUAGCAUUUCUAUCACGCACACACAAACCACAAACACUGGCAAUAACCACCACUACCACCACCACUACCACCACCACCACCCCAUCAAGCAAAAAAGAAAAAAAAAGUCUUUCCCAAUGUUUUUAUACCAAC
Messenger RNA from Zychaea mexicana, 5773 nucleotides. Its product is annotated as phosphatase 2C-domain-containing protein. The record is from RefSeq and is a predicted model, not a curated record. Gene Ontology annotation, molecular function: protein binding. Gene Ontology annotation, biological process: cyclic nucleotide biosynthetic process; intracellular signal transduction. The coding region runs from base 294 to 5447 and encodes 1717 amino acids. Lineage: Eukaryota; Fungi; Mucoromycota; Mucoromycetes; Mucorales; Lichtheimiaceae. The transcript is spliced from 7 exons.